UCGCGGCCUGGAGGUGCAGGAUGGAGGAGCAGCCGAAGGAGGGCGAGGCCGAGGUCGCCGAGCACUGGUUCUCCAAGUGGGAGCGCCAGUGCCUGGCCGAGGCCGAGCAGCAGCAGCAGCUGUGCCCCGAGCUGCAGGACGACGCGGCCGCCGACGCGGCGGGGCUCAAGAGCGAGCAACAGAGGCUCUGGCAUCUUUUCCAGAUCUCGGCCACCGCCGUGGCCCAGCUCUACAAGGAUUCCGCCUGCCAACAGCCAGGACUGUCUAUGUGGGACCCCUUCCAGAACGCGGCCAUGGCCGUGACCAGCCUGUACAAAGAGAGCGGGCAUGCCCACCAACGAAGUUUUGACCUGGGCGUCCAGGUUGGCUACCAGCGGCGCAUCAAAGAUGUACUGGAGUGGGUGAAGAAGGGCCGGAGCACCAUCCGUCGCGAAGACCUCAUUACCUUCCUCUGUGGCAAAGCGCCCCCCGCUGCUCCCCCCCAGCGCACCCCCAGGACGACCCCGAAGCCGUCCGCCGGGGUUGCCACGCAGGCUGCGGGCACCGAGUCCACUUCGUCGGUGGAUGUCGACCUGCAGCCCUUCCAGGAGGCCAUCGCCCUGCAUGGCCUCAGUGGCGCGAUGGCCAGCAUCAGUGUACGAUCCGGAGCGCCUGGGUCCCCUGCUCCAGACAGCGCGGUGGCCACCAGUGGGCGUCGAAAAAGUACCUUCCUUGAGGACGACCUGAACCCCUUUGGGGCAGAAGAACUGGCCCUCCGUCUGGAGAGUGGCAGCAUCCGCAAGCGCUCCUCGGCCCAGUUCGGUGAUGGCACCAUAGACUCCCCAUCCCACAAGCGCAACCGAUUGGUCUAGACUGCCCCGUUGCGCGCCCACCACCAUCUUGCUUGACAGCUCACUUGACCUUCAACAUGCUUGUCGAACGGCUACUGGGGAUCAUCUGUCUGCCUUCUCCAAGUUAAACAAAGCUUUCGGUCCAGUUUACCAGAAAGAAACUCCAAAAGUAUUCCAGAGAAUGGCUCGGCUGGCUGACUUUCCAACAAAUACAAUGUUAUUAGGGAACAUGCAGUACCACCGAGUCAGCAAGACCGUGUGAAGCGAAGAAGUAUGCAGUCAGAGCGGGAGCCUACUAUAUCUUGUGCAUAGCUAUAUUCCUUAGCACCUUGCACAGUUGCUGGUGCUCAAAAUGUUUGUUGAAUCUAUUAAUUUGACCUAAUUAAAAAUUCAUAAAGGA
This is a messenger RNA of Dipodomys spectabilis (banner-tailed kangaroo rat), 1230 nucleotides long. RefSeq names its product UPF0472 protein C16orf72 (gene Hapstr2). The record is from RefSeq and is a predicted model, not a curated record. The transcript has a single exon. The coding region runs from base 21 to 851 and encodes 276 amino acids. NCBI's taxonomy places the organism in Eukaryota, Metazoa, Chordata, Mammalia, Rodentia, Heteromyidae.